AUGCUGCAGGCUCUGCACAUCCUUUACACUGUCUUCGUCACAGUAGCAAGCGUUUACGGCCUCGGGAAACUAUACGCUGAUGUCGGUGAUCCAGCCAUCUAUUUUACGGCUGUCAAGUAUGAAUUAUUCAGCCAGGUAGCUGGGAUCAUGGUCAUUGGCGUGGGAAAAGCGGCUGUUGGCGUGUUCCUUCUUCGAAUUGUGCGGAAUAAAAUCCAGAUCUGGUUUAUCUGGGCUUGUCUUGGAAUCACUGCUUUUAUCACGCUUUUUGCCAGCAUUACUGUUAUAUUGCAGUGCAUUCCAGUUGAGAAAUCCUGGAACCCAACUACACCAGGCUAUUGCUGGCUCGAUUUUUCCAAGGUUGGUUACACUGUUGGAUCGUGGUUUGUCGCCGCAGACUUCUCGUUUGCGAUCCUCCCAUGGUUUAUUGUCUGGGAUCUCAAUAUGAAACAGAAGGAAAAGUUCACCGUUGCCUGUGGUCUCAGUCUUGGAGUAUUUGCUGGAGUAUGUGGCAUUAUCCGUACCAAAGCUCUGGGAGGAUUAAACGCAUCUGAGUACAUAUAUGAUACGGUACCAAUGCUUAUCUGGUCUGCCACCGAAAGCUGCGUCACGAUCAUGUGUUCGUCAAUCCCCGUCCUCCGUCCUCUCUACAUCCGCGUCAAAUACGGAAAGAAUGGCAAGAGCAGCUCUUCGGGCAACACCUCCUACAAACUGCCAAUAUAUGGCAAUGGUCGAAGAUGGGGCAAGUUUUCCAAAUCUGGCCUUGAUUCUUCUGCGGAAGAGCGUAGUAAUACCUACCACACAACCGUCAUGAAGAAUAGCACAGAGAACACCAGCGAUGAGAAUAUUCUUCGAGGUGCUGCAGGUAUUGAAAGGACAGAUGAGAUCUCAAUUAGCUAUGAGCAAUUUAGCAAGAAAUGCUAG
Messenger RNA from Penicillium concentricum, 921 nucleotides. RefSeq lists its product as uncharacterized. The record is from RefSeq and is a predicted model, not a curated record. Lineage: Eukaryota; Fungi; Ascomycota; Eurotiomycetes; Eurotiales; Aspergillaceae. Bases 1 to 921 code for a protein of 306 amino acids. The transcript is spliced from 4 exons.